UGGACCGAGCAUAGGGCGAGCUUGAAGGAAAGGUUCCCAGAGGGCUGGAACCCCCCUAGGAAGAUCUCGAGGGAGGCCAUGAACGCUCUCAGGCUGUUUCAUCAGCAGGAUCCAGAGCAAUUCAGCGUCCCCAUGCUCGCUGCGAAGUUCCUUAUCUCCCCCGAAGCGGUGCGUAGGAUUUUGAGGAGCAGGUGGCAGCCGACUGGAGAGAGG
Dacryopinax primogenitus is the source of this 213-nucleotide messenger RNA. RefSeq lists its product as uncharacterized. The annotation marks the transcript as partial. The record is from RefSeq and is a predicted model, not a curated record. NCBI's taxonomy places the organism in Eukaryota, Fungi, Basidiomycota, Dacrymycetes, Dacrymycetales, Dacrymycetaceae. Gene Ontology annotation, cellular component: nucleus. The transcript has a single exon.